GACUCUUCGAGCCUGAGCCGGGGUUAGGCAGGAGCGUCGCUGAAAUGUGUCCGCCCGCCGUGUAGAGCCGCCUGCCAGGCGAAGGAGCUGCAGUGUCUUUGCGGGCGAAGGAGGUUGGGGAGCCAUGCUGGGCCAGGAGGGAGGCCUCUCGCUGACCAUCGCCCAGGUCGUGCACAGGCUGAAGGCCUCGGGGCUCCAUUCCCAGCUGGAGCGACAGGCCCGGCUCAGUUUACAGAGGCCGGAGAUUAAGUUAGAAACCCUGAAGGAAGACAUUAAGGGAUUUCUGAAGACUUCAGGAUGGGAAAAGAAGCUGCAGAAUGCUGUUUAUAGUGAACUCAGUGUGUUCCCUUCCCCGUGCCAUCCAUCAGCACCUCCUGAGCACAUAAAGGAAUCUUUGGCUUACAUGAGGAAAGCCCAGGGAAACUGGGAAAAACGCAUUCUGAAGAGUCUAAAUAGUAUGUGCACAGAACUUGGCAUCCCAUUAGCACAGAAGAGAUCCGUAAAUGAGCAGAAGGAACUUCUCAAUAAAUGGAAUGAAAUGGGAACGGAUGAGCCAGACCUAAGCCUUUUCCGGCCUGUUUAUGCACCUAAAGAUUUUCUCGAGGUAUUGAUGAAUCUCCGCAAUCCAAACUAUGAAACCAGCGAACAGACCAGUUUCAGAAACCACUUGGGAUUAAUUCAGGUUCCUCUGAAAGUGAAGGACAGACCUGAACUGAAAGAGUAUUUCAGUGAACUGGAGUUAAAUACAGGUCAGCUGGAUAUUGAUGACUCUGCCCAAGUCCCUCCAGAACUCUUUGAAAAUGAACAUGUACGUGUUGGCCAAAAAGUUUUAACAGAGCAGGAUAGUGCAGCUGCCCAACAAUACAUCCGACAGGGAUGCCCGACUUCCCUUCGAGCUGAGUUGUGGGCUCUGAUUUUGAAUAUUUCUAAUCAGCCAGAGGAUGUUUUGUACUAUGAACAGCUGAAAUCCAAUGUGAUUCUCCAUGACCUUUUGGUGGACAGCUUGAUCUAUAAAGAUGUGAAACUGACAGCCAGCAAUGACGACUAUUAUUUUGUCUUUGAAGAUUAUUUAUAUCAGGUUUUGCUGUGUUUUUCUCGAGACACCUCGGUCCUGCAACACUUCGCGUACAACAGUGCGACCCCACCCAAGUCGUACAUCCGAGGGAAGCUGGGAAUGGAAGAAUAUGCUGUCUGUUAUCCGCCAAACGGUGUAAUCCCUUUCCAUGGUUUUUCGAUGUACGUUGCUCCACUUUGUUUUCUGUACCACGAGCCCUCCAAGCUGUAUCAGGUGUUUCGCGAAAUAUACGUGCGCUAUUUCUUCAGGCUUCAUUCCAUCUCUUCUCAUCCUUCCGGUAUUGUAUCAUUAUGCUUGCUGUUUGAGACUCUUCUCCAAACGCAUCUACCACAGCUGUUUUAUCAUCUACGAGAAAUUGGGGCACAACCCCUACGAAUAUCGUUCAAAUGGAUGGUUCGCGCCUUCUCCGGUUACUUAGCUACGGAUCAGCUCCUGCUUUUGUGGGACAGGAUUUUGGGAUACAGCUCUCUGGAAAUUCUUGCAGUCCUGGCAGCUGCCGUGUUUGCUUUCCGAGCAGUGAAUCUGAUGGAGGUGACAUCACUGGCUGCAGCUGAAGCUGUCCUCGCUGAUCUUUCAACUCUGAAAGUCAUGCCUCUUCUUCAGAUUUUUUUGUUUGCCUCCGGGACUUGAUCCUUCUCGGAGUGGCCGGGCUGCAUUGCUAGACCUUCGCCGGAUGCUAAUAAUAAACUAUGCAACGUCUCAAUGAAAUGGAAUGAAAAGUAGAUUGCCACGAAUAAGGGUUUGUUUGUUUUUUUCGCCUGCGCUUCUUACCUGGGGGAAAAAACCCACACGUCGAAUGCUUCUGAAAAUCAAGCUACAAGGCUGCCUGUGGCUGAAUUUCAGUCAGACUUCAGCACCCUGGAUAUAAUGCCGCUCCAAACGCUGCCGACCCACCCAAAUGCAUCCCCUAUCAAACGCCACAGGAAGGAAGGACUACUCAUCUCUCUCUUUGAAUGCUGCCCUUCAGCUGCUACGAAACCGGAAGGGAAGUAUUUCCAUAAAUUAUACAGCGCUUCCAUCUGUCAUCUUAAAAGUCCUGCAAUACUUGGGGGGGGGGGGUGGUGGUGGUGGUGGUAAAAAGUAUUUAAAAUUUCAAAACCGAAUUGCGCUUCCUGGGAGUCUGCCCAUGGCAACACCUUAUUCUUUUAAUCUUUAUCAUUUUUUUUUGGUCUCAUUUGUUCGCGAUUGGAGACGUAACAAUAGCCUUUUCUUUUUAGAACAGAAAUCAGAAGCAUUGUGAGAGGCGUGUGCGGCUCUGCUUUUCCUUCUGUCCUGCUGUUACCUCUCGUCUGACAGGAUUUGCAAGUUUUUGAAGGUCUACAUAAAAAUAAACCUCUGCAAAACCUGUUUCCUCCCCCCCCCCCCCCGACCGACAGCAGGAUAACAGCUGAGGGAGCCCUUGCGUGUCCCCCUUCAAGUCUGUGCAAGCAACCAAUCUGUCCCCGCUCUCCGUCUCCUUACUCCCGGCUUUCCCGACCACUGUGAUGCGUUGAAAAGCUUGAUCUUUCCUGAAAACCGGCCUGGGCAUGCAGCUUCCUUUAGAACCCUUUUUUUCUGUCCCGGAGCCAAAGCAGUUGCUUGUGAAUGACGUCAGGAGCCUUUGCUUUCUCUCCCCUGACUCCGGGCUCCUCUUUAGCAGCUGAAUGUGCUGCCUCUGCCUGUUUCGCAGCCCCCUGCUGAUCUGCGAACUCGUGUCUUGACUGGGCUCAUGUUCUGGUGUGACUGGAGUCCCGCUGCUCCUAGACAGAUGAUCUUGGGCUGAUGCGUCACUGAGGGUUUCUUUUCCCUCCGGGUAUUUCACUAAAGCCUCCCUAAAAGCCCAAUUAAUUACCGGAUUAUUCUCAUUUAGCCCACGUACAGCUGUCGGCCAAGAUUGGAUGUCAAGGCAUCCCUCAGUAUAAAGCCAUCUCGUUACCUUGUUACUUUUGUCCAGUCUGUGCCCCGGGGUCCAUUUUGCCUUUGCAGUGCCCAGUGGCUUUCAGCCAGAACGGGACCCUUUUUUUUUUUCUGGUCAGUUGAAAGGGAGCUUGUGUGGCUGUCCCUGUGUUCUUGAGUGUUGAAACCUUUACAGCGUUGGAAUCUUUCCAGCGAGUUGAGUGGCUUUUAAUCCGACCCGUCAAAUACUUCACGAGCGCACACACUAUUUGGUCAGGGCUCGUGCCUGAAAGCUUUGUCAAGGCAUCGGUUGUCCUCUGGAUCCACACUGGACAUGCCCAUGAAUCAAAUGCUCGGUAGAAAGCAAUUUCAGGUCCAGAUUUUAGACAUUUACUCCUGUGCAUGUAAGAUGGUGACAGCAGUUCUAAAUACCGGUCCAUUUUCUGAAAGGAUGAGCUGGAUAAUUUAAAAUGCUUUAUUUAUUGUAUGAAAUGCGGCCAUUCUUAUAUUAUGAAGUCGCAUUGCCGCUGGAGCUCAAUUCCCCCUUUUGUCACCCACAAUAAAAAUUGUCUUUUUCGUAA
This is a messenger RNA of Heteronotia binoei (common prickly gecko), 3531 nucleotides long. It is a transcript of the gene TBC1D19, whose product is annotated as TBC1 domain family member 19. The coding region runs from base 125 to 1705 and encodes 526 amino acids. The transcript is spliced from 21 exons. NCBI's taxonomy places the organism in Eukaryota, Metazoa, Chordata, Lepidosauria, Squamata, Gekkonidae. The record is from RefSeq and is a predicted model, not a curated record.